Cylicocyclus nassatus is the source of this 789-nucleotide messenger RNA. The record is from the annotation of a GenBank genome assembly. NCBI's taxonomy places the organism in Eukaryota, Metazoa, Nematoda, Chromadorea, Rhabditida, Strongylidae.
AUGCUUCUCGCAUUUUCCUUAUUAGCGCUAAUCGCUAUAACAUGUGCAGAUCUCGUAGAUAUCGCAUGUGAACGCAAUCCUUCGUUGCGUUAUUGCAAAGGUCGUAACAUUCGAAGAAAAGAACCCCGUGUACCAGAGGAUCCAUUCGAAGAGAAGUUCAGGCCACAUGAGAGUCAUAGCACUGAUGACGAUGAUGACGAUAUAUCUCUCGAGUUGGAAGACACUACCAUACGACCCCGUCGCUCAACGACACCAGUGCCUCUGCCUCGACAGAAUUUGAUGUAUACAGUAUUCCCAACGCUACAGAAAGAAAAAGACUGGAGGAAAUACUGCCCUGUAAAUGAAUACACAUUUCAAACAACAUGUCUUCCCGGAAAGAAGCUGCGCUAUGAUUUGCAGAUUGGUGGAAUUAUGUUGAAUUACGGUAGUGAAUUGGGAGUGCUCGGACAAAAAACUGGAAAAGGACCAGCUCGUGCUCUGAAUGCCCUCACACAUGGAUAUCCAUCGUUUGGUACAGCGCCUGAACCUAGCAACGCUGACAAGAAGGCUAGUCAAGAGUUCCUAAAGUCAUUUGGUAUUCCAAACAUACCAGGAUUGAACAAGAUAUUCAACAAACUUGGAGGAAAUAAGGUCAACAAGAGGGUACGUGGCUACGAACCAGGAUACGGGGCCGUCAAUCCGAAUGCGCCUUUGGCUCUUGGAAAGACCGAUCGCGAUGCCGUCAACUUGCCGGGCGGUAUUGGUGAUAUCGAAAUUGAAAAAGGUGGCGGCUUUGGAAUCGGGAAAUAG